GUCCGCUUGUAAUAAAGUUUUUCCGUGUGUGGAGCUGAAGAUGGCGGCCAGCUCGGAGCGCAGUCCUCCUCCUUUCCCGGACUCAGAGGAGCCCGAGCUGCUGGAGGACAGUGACGACGGCGCGGAUGCGUUUACGGGCACGUCAAUCUCCGAGAUGGAUUCACUGUCGCCUGACACGACCGCACCUCCUAAAGACAUCUUCAACGAUCCACCAGAAGAUAUCUUCAGCGAUCCUCUUAGCGACAUCAACUCUGAACCCCAGAAGAACCUAAAGAUCCAAUCUCCUGGCAGCGAUGAGGCCGUCGACCUGUUCAGCGACCCGCUGGACGAUGAAGCCGAUGUAAUUAGUUCGCCUGAAGUCCAAAAUCCCGUGCCAGAUCUCUUGAAAGCGCCUGUAGAAACGCCAAAGUCUGAUGUCAUCGGUAAAGCACCUGUUGACAUCAGCAGCACGCCUGAGCACAAAAACGCCAUUGGAGCCCGACAUCAGGAUAUUUUCGAAGACCCUCCGAAGGGCGGCAGCAAAGCCUCUGCCGCCAAGAAAGCAAUGAGCGCUGAGCUGUUCGGUGAUGAGGAUGACGAUGAUGAUGAUGAUGAGGAGGAGGAGGAAGAUCUGUUUAAAGAGCCAUUAAAAGCCAUGACGAAGCCCCCUCAGCCUUCAGUGGCGAGUGGGCCACCUAUCAAUGUCUUUACAGAGGUGAAGGUCAAGCCACAUGUUAAAAACGACCCCACGGAUCUGUUCGCAGAGGAAGCCGUGACGGCACCUGCCACCAAACCUUCCUCAAGCGGCAGCUCCAGGACCAAUGGGGUUCACUCUGAGGAGCAGGAUAUCUUCUCAGAAGCUACAGUGGAGUUGUCUCUGGACAGUCCUCUUAAUGACCGCAAGAAGAAAGAUACCGUGAAAGCGCCAGUAUCGGCUCCUGCCGCCCCGGUAGCCAGCAGCUCCAGCAAACCUCCGUCCAAAGCCCUGGAGGAGCUGGAGGAAGAGGAAAGUGAGGACAAGUUUGAUCUAAACAUUUCCGUCACAAAUCCAGAGAAAGUUGGUGAUGGUAUGAAUGCUUAUAUGGCCUACAAAGUUUCAACACAGACGUCAUUAACCAUGUUCCGUAGCAAGACGCUAACUGUACGCAGACGUUUCAGUGAUUUCCUGGGAUUGUACGAAAAGCUCUCGGAGAAACACGCACAGAAUGGAUACAUCAUACCUCCACCACCAGAGAAGAGCAUUCUGGGUAUGACAAAAGUCAAAGUCGGGAAGGAGGAUCCGUCGUCAGCAGAGUUCGUGGAGCGGAGGAGAGCUGCUCUAGAGAGGUAUCUUCAGAGGAUUGUUAGUCACCCGUCUCUCCUGCAGGACCCUGAUGUCAGAGAGUUUUUAGAGAAAGAAGAGUUACCCAGAGCAGUCGGCACACAGGCUCUGAGUGGAGCCGGCUUCCUCAAAAUGCUCAACAAAGCCACAGACGCUGUGAGUAAGAUGACCAUAAAGAUGAACGAACAGGACGUGUGGUUUGAUGAGAAGAUCCAGGAUGUAGAAAAUGAAGAACAGCAGUUGCGGAAACUUCACGUCAUGGUGGAAUCGCUUGUCAAUCACAGGAAAGAGUUGUCUGGGAACACGGCCGUGUUUGCGAAGAGCGUGGCGAUGUUGGGCAGCUCGGAGGAUAACACGGCUCUGUCGCGAGCUCUGUCUCAGCUGGCCGAGGUGGAGGAUCGAAUCGAGCAGCUCCAUCAGGACCAGGCGGCCAACGACUUCUUCACCUUCUCGGAGCUGCUGGCCGAUUAUAUACGACUGCUGGGAGCCGUCAGGGGGUGUUUUGAUCAGAGAAUGAAAGCGUGGCAGCGCUGGCAGGACGCUGAGAACAUGCUGCAGAAAAAAAGAGAGGCCGAGGCCAAACUCCUGUGGGCCAACAAACCUGACAAACUCCAGCAGGCCAAGGACGAGAUCUCUGAGUGGGAGGCAAAGGUCACGCAGUUCGAGAGAGAAUUCGAGAGAAUCUCAGCCACCGUACAGAAAGACGUCAUUCGUUUUGAUAAAGAAAAAGCUCGAGAUUUUAAGAGACAAAUCGUCAAAUAUCUGGAGUCACUUCUCCACUCAGAACAACAGCUGAUAAAAUACUGGGAGGCGUUUUUGCCGGAGGCGAAAGCGAUCGCAUGAGGAGGCGUCCGCGCGCAAACACACACACUCACCCGUGACUGAGGCCUUUCUACACUCUUUACCUCUUGCCUAUAAACCAAGAGAAACCGUGCUGCAAAGGGAAUCAUCUAUCCGGCCGCUCGUUACUCUCAUCGAAUUAGUAACUUGUAUAUUUUCUGUGUAAUCUUCACCUUUAUUUUCUUACGUUGAUUAUUGUUUUGGGGGAUGUAAACGCAUGUGGUGGUGGCUGGGUGUCUUCCUCGUCUGUAUGCAACCAAACUUCAUGUUCAUUCUCCACUCAGACGCGUUACUCAUCAUCAGCAGUGAUGUCAGUGGUUUACACUAGAGGGCGCUCUCCUCUCAUUCACAGUGAGAAACUUCCCAUCAGGCCACGCGACACCUGUCAAAAGAUGUUUGUACUUCUGGGAUUUCAGAGACAAAUGGCGACCUAGAUCAUUUCAGAAGUCCAGGAUAUUGGUAUAUACACUUUAAAACACCAUAAUGACAUUGUGUUUAGCAAGUAAAAGAGAUUGUAAUGGGAUUGUGAACUGGCCCGGUGGAAAUGAUAGGAACUGUACAGUACAUGUCAACACUUACACUCAAUCAGUGAUUUUUCUUUUGCUGGCUCCUAGUUUUCACUCAAACGAUCAUUGUAAAUCUUCAAUAGAUUUAGGAUCUUGUUUCUAUUUGUUCAAUUGACGUAAAGCAUUAAUAAAGACGCUCCUAAAGCGUUGUAUAUCAAUACCGGAGCUCUUUCAGCUGGUCAAACCAGAAUCCCAAAGCACUUCAGUCUUAAAACUGGUUUUCUUCUUCAUUUAGGGCCUGUUUUUCUCAUUUCUCAUUCUUUUUUUUCUCUUUAUUUACUUCAUCUUACAUUUUCAUGUGUAGACAUUUAUGCCAACAUGUUAUCGUUUCGUGUCAAACCAUAUUUGACUUUGACAUGUUAAAAUAAUUAAUCGACUUUUGCUACGCUACUACUAAUGAUUAAAUUGUUUCUACAUGAGAUUUUUUUUAUACAGAUUUUGCUGCUGUCAGAGUUUGUAAGGCUGUUAUUCAUCGUCAUUUAUAACAUUAGACUUUUUUUGUUGUUUGUUUAUUAGUUUGCUUCAUAAAUGAUAUUUUGGGCCCUUCUGUAAUAACACUUUGAAGAGACGCAGUUGGACUUCACCAUUGGGUGCCAUACAAAUCAACUGUUUGUUUAUAAGAAAAAAAGGGGCAGGUAUUUUUUUCACUGUGGACACUUCUAUUGAGGAAAACAAUAAAGAUUUAAUUACAAAUAUAAA
This is a messenger RNA of Pimephales promelas (fathead minnow), 3405 nucleotides long. RefSeq names its product sorting nexin 1a (gene snx1a). NCBI's taxonomy places the organism in Eukaryota, Metazoa, Chordata, Actinopteri, Cypriniformes, Leuciscidae. Gene Ontology annotation, molecular function: phosphatidylinositol binding. The record is from RefSeq and is a predicted model, not a curated record. Gene Ontology annotation, cellular component: endosome membrane; endosome. Gene Ontology annotation, biological process: early endosome to Golgi transport; intracellular protein transport.